Molecule: messenger RNA, 4710 nt
Organism: Tinamus guttatus (white-throated tinamou)
Lineage: Eukaryota; Metazoa; Chordata; Aves; Tinamiformes; Tinamidae
Source: RefSeq, a predicted model, not a curated record
AUGAGCCCGGGCUCGGCAGGAGCUGGGACGGCCCUGGGCGCUGCCGUGGAGGGAGCUGGGUGCUGCGCUCGCUGGGAGCACGAGCAGGAAGGGGCACGUGGAGGAGUGCGGAGGGACGCGGCCAGUGGCACAGGCGCCACCGGGGGCUCUCGGGGUCCCUCUUGCUCCCCUCGCUUCAUCGUGCAGUCGCCUUCGUUGGGUAACGCGCUCGAGGGCAGCGCGCUCAGCAGCCCAUGGAGCGUGGCGGCUGCCUCUGCUGGAUGCCACGAGCUGCGAGACGCCGAACACGAGCGCUCCCGUCCUGCCCGCCUGGAGCAGAAGGUGGUUGCAGCUGAGGUCCUGCGCUGGGAAACCUUCGAGCUGAAGAGGCUCCUCUUCAUCAAUGCCCCUGUGACAGGUUGCAGCGUCCUCGUUGUCCGCUCUGGGGAUUCGGGCACCUCCAACACCUCUGAAUGCGCAUCGCGGCUUGAGGGGUCCUGCGGGAUUCGGGCCGGGAGCCCGCGCCACUGCUCGGAGGUCAACAACAACGGCAUCAUCUCUUUCCUGAAGGAGGUUUCCCAGUUCACACCGGUCGCAUUCCCGAUUUCCAAGGACCGGCGCGUGGUAGCGGCCUUCUGGGCAGAUGUGGAUAACCGGCGGGCAGGCGACGUGUAUUACCGGGAGAGCAAGGACCGGGCCAUCCUGGAGCGAGCGACCCGCGACAUCGCGCAGUAUUUUCCCGAGUUCCCCGACUUCUCCGCGCAGUGGGUUUUCAUUGCUACCUGGUACCGAGUGACCUUCUUCGGGGGAAGUUCCUUCUCUCCAGUGAACACUUUCCAGAUAGUGCUCAUCACAGACGGCAAGCUCUCCUUCACCAUCUUCAACUAUGAGUCCAUCACGUGGACCACGGGUAUGCACGCCAGCAGUGGGGGGGACUUUGCUGGGCUUGGCGGCAUCGCAGCGCAGGCAGGUUUUAACGCCGGUGAUGGAAAGCGCUACUUCAACAUCCCCGGAUCCCGCACUGACGACAUCGCUGACGUGGAGAUGACGACAAAUGUGGGUAUCCCCGGGCGCUGGGUGUUCAGAAUCGAUGAUGCCCAGGUGCAAGUGGGGGGCUGCAGCAAUACAACCUCCGUGUGCCUCACGCUGCGGCCCUGCCUCAACGGGGGGAAGUGUAUUGAGGACUGCAUCACGGGGAACCCCUCCUACACCUGCUCUUGUCUGGCAGGCUUUACGGGAAAGAGGUGUCACAUAGAUGUGGAUGAGUGUCUCUCCCACCCAUGUCAAAAUGGAGCUACCUGCAUCAACAAUGUCAACAGCUUCAGCUGCUCCUGCCCUCCGGGCUUCAAAGGUGCCAGCUGUGAGACGGAAGAAUCACCGUGUGAAACCAAAGUGUGCCAAAAUGGUGGGAAGUGCCAGGUGGCCAAUGGGACCGCGCUGUGCUCAUGUCAGCCGGGAUACGCAGGGCAAGACUGUGAGACAGAGCUCAACGAGUGCGAGUCCGGCCCGUGCCUGAACGGAGGGCACUGCGUCGACCUGGUUGAUAACUACACGUGCGUCUGCCUGGAGCCCUUCGUGGGACAGCGCUGCGAAAUAGACCCUUCCUCCUGCGAGGACCGGAGCUGCAGGAACCGGCAGACGUGCAACUACAUCCGCCCCGGGCGCUACAUCUGCACGUGCUCCCCGGGUUAUUACGGCAACAACUGCCAAUACGGUGGGCCCCGGGUGCCUGGCGCCUGCCUCUCCAACCCGUGCCAGAAUGAGGGCAGCUGCCUGGAGACAGAGCAGGGCUACGUCUGCGAGUGUCGCGAGGGCUACACCGGGCAGGACUGUCAUGACAAGCUGUCCGAGGGCUGCGAGUGCCGCAACGGGGGCAGCUGCCUGGAGGGAAACGUCACCAUCUGCCAGUGCCCGCCGGGCUACUUCGGUCUCCUCUGCGAGUUCGAAGUGACCGCCACGCCGUGCAAUGUGAACACGCAGUGUCCCGACGGCGGCUACUGCAUGGAGUAUGGCGGGAGCUACCUGUGUGUGUGCCACACCGACUACGGCACGAACCACACGAUGCCGUCCCCCUGCGACUCGGAUCCCUGCCUGAACGGGGGGUCCUGCGAGGUUCACGAUGACUCGUACACCUGCGAGUGCCCUCGGGGCUUCCUGGGCAAGCACUGCGAGAAAGCCCGGCCACGGCUCUGCAGCGCAGUGCCGUGCCGCAACGGGGGCACCUGCAAGGAGGCCGACGGCGAGUACCACUGCGCCUGCCCCUACCGCUUCACGGGCAGGCACUGCGAGAUAGGUAAACCGGAUCCGUGCGCCUCGGGGCCCUGCCAGAACGGGGGCACCUGCUUCCACUACAUCGGCAAGUACAAGUGCGACUGUCCCCCUGGCUACUCCGGCCGGCACUGCGAGAUCGCGCCUUCUCCAUGCUUCCUGAGCCCCUGCGAGAACGGCGCCACAUGCAAGGAGCUCGGCGGGGACUAUGCAUGCGCAUGCCCCAUGGGCUACGUGGGGAAGCACUGCCAGUUGGAGGUCGACUGCGGCGUCCCCAACGAGGUGAAGCACGCGCAGGCCUCCUACAACUCCACCAAGGUGGGCUCGCUGGCCGAGUACCGCUGCGAGCUGGGCUACACCCUCAGCCAGCACAACAACCCGCGUGUCUGCCGCCCGCCGGGCGUUUGGAGCGACCCGCCGGAGUGCGACGAGAUUGAUGAGUGCAGGUCGCAGCCCUGCCUCAAUGGCGGCCUGUGCAAGGACCGCAUCGCCGAGUUCCUGUGCGUGUGCGAGCCGGGAUACGCAGGCCACCACUGUGAGCUGGAUAUCGAUGAGUGCCAGUCGGAGCCCUGCAAGAACGGCGGGACCUGCAAGGACCUGGCGGGCUCCUUUGUGUGUGCCUGUCCUGAGGGCUUCGUGGGGACCCAGUGUGAAACAGAAGUGGACGCUUGCGAGUCAGGCCCGUGCCAAAACGGAGGGGAUUGUGAAAGCUUUGGAGGCUCCUACCUGUGCGUGUGCCCAGAGGGCUUCUUCGGCUACCACUGCGAGACGGGUGCAACGAGAGAGAAAGAGAGAGGAAAACAGAGAGACAAGGGGCCCUGGCCUUCGUCCCCACUGCUCUGCAUUUCGUUGCCGGGGGUCUGUUCUCUAAAGAUUUAUGGCGUUACCUCUCCCCUUUGCUUUUGCCCACACCCUGAAGAAUUGCUGCCACCAACCUCAUUAAAGGUGGAAAGGGUGGAGGACACUGGUGUGUUGAUUUCUUGGCACCCGCCUGAGGACGCACUCGCAAGGCAACUGAUUGACGGCUACGCCGUGACGUACGUAUCCUUCGACGGCUCUUACCGCAGGACAGAUUUUGUGGACCGAAGUCGUUCUGCCCACCAAUUGCGGGCACUCGCCUCCGGCAGAGCCUACAAUAUUUCUGUCUUUUCAGUCAAACGCAACGUGAACAACAAGAACGAUAUCAGCAGGCCGGUCGUGCUCACCACGCGCACUAGACCGCGUCCGGUGGAAGGCUUUGAGAUAACGAACGUGACGGCCAGCGCCAUCACGGUGCAGUGGGCUCUCCACCGGCUCAAGCACUCCACCGUUAGUAGGGUGCGCGUCUCCAUCCGCCAGCCUGGCGACCUGGCAGACCGCACGGUGGAGCUGAACAGCAGCGUGGCCAAGUACACCUUCCUGGACUUGCAGCCAGGAGAGAGGUACAUUGUCCAUGUCACGACGCUGAGCGGCUUGGGGACUGAAGAUCACCCCUCGGAGAGCCUGGCCUCGGCGCCCUUCCACGUGUGGACAAGGCCACUUCCACCCCGCAACCUCACGGCGUCCCGUGUCAGCGACACCUCCGUGUCCAUGGCUUGGGAGCAGCCGCCUGGCGGCACCUACAUCAUCAACGUCACCACCGCACAGAGCGUCAAGAGCCGCUACGUGCCCAACGGGAAGCUGGCAUCCUACACCGUGCGCGACCUGCUCCCUGCGCAGCGCUACCGCCUCUCCGUGACGGCUGUGCAGAACACGGAGCAGGGGCAGGUGCACAGCGAGCCCAUCCACCUCUACGUCAGCACCCGUGAGUGGGGCUGGGCCGAGCGGGGCCGGUGCUGCUUUGGUGGAGGGAGGAGGUGGGGAAAGCAAAACACCUCAACCGAGAGCAGGAGAGAUAGGAGCCGAGGCCUUGCGGCUCCCAGCUUGCUUGGCGCUGCCUCCCUCACCACCCAAGUGGAGCUCACGUCGUUGCCGCUGCCCCUUCCCAGGUUCACAGAGCUGGUGGACGGCAGAGGGAGGAUCAGUGCCAGGUUCGGCCCUUCACCGGAUAAACCCAUCACAGUGAAGACACAGCCCGACACGCCGGUGAAGCUGGAGAAGGCGGAGGAGCCGCCGCCGGGCAGCCAAGCCCUGCAGCUGCCCGAGGCGCGGAGCAGCAGCGCCAGGCGCGAGUGCUCCGCCAAGCCCUGCAGGAACGGCGGCGUCUGUGUGUGGGGCGCCCGCUCCUACCGCUGCCACUGCACGCCGGGCUUCAAGGGCCGCCACUGCGAGCUGGCCUGCAAGAAGGUGCCCCUCUCGUGCACGCGGCUGUACUCGGAAACCAAGUCAUUCCCCGUGUGGGAAGGAGGCAUCUGCCGCUACCUGUACAGGCGCGUCUACAGGGUACAGCAGGACCUCUGCUACCGGGAGAGCUGCGAGGGCGGCGCUGCCACGCGCGCCGUGGGCAGAAAGCAAAGCACCAGUCACACACUGAAGAAGCCCUAG